GGUGUCUUUUUGUCUCUCUCUCUCACUAUAUCUUUCUCAUCCUUACCGAAAACCUAAAUUCACCACCGCACCGCACACACACCUUUCUCCAAAUCCAAUCGCCCGCGCUUUCUCUCUUUCUUCUUCUUCAACAAUCACAUAAUAGAUAUGUCUGGGGAACAUUUUGAUGGAGAAGAUGUUGGCUAUGUGCCUGAGAAUAUGGAAUUUCCACAAAUUCAUUCCGAUGAACACGAUGAAGGAGAUGUGAUUGAUGACUCAGGGUUUCCUCAACUGCACCAUGAUGAUGAGUCUGGAUUUCCUCAACUGCUGCAUGAUGAUGAGUCUGGAUUUCCUCAACUGCAGCAAGAUGAUGAGUCAGGGUUUCCUCAACUGCAGCAUGAUGAUAUUGAUGAUGAACAGGUGGGAAGUUUGGGUGAGGAUGCCAAUCUUCCUGAAGAUCAAUUAGAAGGUCAUGAUGUGGAAAAUUUUCCUGAAAUUGACGAUGCCAUUGCCAAUGCUCUGACUGAAGAGAAUACUAACGAGGAACAACAUGAUGAAGGGAAUCAUGUGACUGAGAAUUUUGGUUCGCCGGAAAAGAAGGUACCCGGGGAAGAUUCGAAAGGAAUUGAAAUAAAGAAGUGGUAUGGGUGGCCUGGAGAGAAUGUUUUCAGGAUGUUGGUUCCUGCACAAAAGGUUGGCAGCAUCAUUGGACGCAAAGGAGAGUUUAUUAAGAAAAUUACUGAAGAGACUAGGGCUCGAGUUAAAAUUCUCGAUGGACCUCAAGGAACCGCAGAAAGAGCGGUAAUGGUUUCUGCAAAAGAAGAGCCAGAUCGCCCCAUACCACCUGCUGUGGAGGGUUUGUUAAGGGUUCAUAAACAAGUUGCCAAUGUGGUCAGUGAGCCUGCAGAUACUGCACAAGGUGCAGGGCGCCCAAGUAUUACGAGGCUUCUAGUGGCUGAUACUCAAGCAGGAAGCUUGAUUGGGAAGCAGGGGUCCACUAUAAAAAUCUUUCAAGAUUCUACAGGUUGCAAUAUACGCAUUCUUGGUUCAGCAGAACACCUGCCAAUUUUCGCUUUGCGGGAUGAUAGUAUUGUUGAGAUACAAGGGGAACCCGCAGGAGUUCACAAGGCAGUUGAACUUAUUGCACUCCAUCUACGCAAGUUCUUGGUUGACCGUAGCAUAGUCGGAGUGUUUGAAACACAGAUGCAACGACAAGAUGUUCGAGGUAACCAGAAUAUGCCACCUCACCAACCUUGGGGGCCUCCUCCUCAAGGGUUUCCUGCUCAUGGCGGUGGUGGUGGACCUGCUUUUCCGCCCAAUCCUCAGUAUAUGCCACCUCCACAUAACUAUGAUAAUUAUUACCCACCUGCUGACCUGCCUCCUAUUGACAAGCACAUGCAUCAGGGUCCACCACCUGCCUACGCAAGGGAUGCCUCUUUGGGAAUACAUUCUUCCGGUGGACAGCCACAGCAAUCUGGUGGGACUAAGGUCACACAGCACAUGCAAAUCCCGCUGUCCUUUGCAGAUGCUGUUAUUGGGGCAUCAGGAGCAAAUAUUAGCUACAUUCGCCGUGCUAGUGGAGCAAGUAUUACAAUUCAAGAGACUAGAGGUGUGCCAGGGGAGAUGACUGUUGAAAUAAGUGGUACCGCUUCACAAAUACAGGCAGCCCAACAGCUGGUUCAGAAUUUCAUGGCUGAAGCUGCAAAUGCCGUGGCCGCCGCACAGGCACAGGAUCACAUGGGAGGAACAGUUAACCAAGGCUAUAAUUCCUAUCCCACCAAUGCUCCUGUUUAUGCAUCUCCACAAUCAGGUGCUGCAGGCCAUGCACCACCUGCAGACUAUGGUUCUGUAUACGGCACCAACUAUGGCUAUUGAGAAUAUUACAUUCAAUUUUAGUUGAGGAGCCUUGCGUUUUUUAAACAAUCCAUUCAAUCUUAGUUCUGGUUCUUGUAUUCGAGUUGUACUGCAUUUGGUAUAAUAUUGGAUAGGAUUUAGAGAAUAUGAUGAUUCAGUAGGUUUUUUUUUUUAUUUUUUUAAUGUUGUUGGUUUCCUUCAUGUUUCCAAACAAGAAAUUUUUACGGGUCUUGAAUUUAAAUGUCGUUAACAAAGAUAAAUAUAAUCACUUGUCAUGAUAAAGAUUGAAAUGUGAUGCUUGAUAAGUGUAUGAAACUAAUGCUUCUAGGUAAACAGUUUAAUUAAACUGUAUCAUAUGAAA
Molecule: messenger RNA, 2194 nt
Organism: Medicago truncatula (barrel medic)
Lineage: Eukaryota; Viridiplantae; Streptophyta; Magnoliopsida; Fabales; Fabaceae
Product: flowering locus K homology domain
Exons: 7
Coding region: 148-1854 (568 amino acids)
Molecular function (GO): RNA binding
Source: RefSeq, a predicted model, not a curated record